ACACUCACAGGAGAGUCGUACGACUUUUCAUCGUUUGACAAAAAUACACAAGGCGUAGCAAGUGCCCUUUACAAACGGGGAUUCAGAGCUGGAGAUAUUAUACUCUAUCUGACCUAUGACGUUUCAAAACUGCACAUAUUUUUCACCGGAGUCUGGCGAGCGAACGGAACGCCAAGAGCGUCUUAUCCUGAAGAUGACGAAUCAACUAUAUUUCACCGUAUGAAGGAGUCUCGAGCAGGAUGGAUUUACUGUAAACCAGAGAUGGCAGAAAUGUGUUUAACAAUUGCAAACAAAAUUUAUUGGGACGUUGAUGUCAUUGUAAAUGGAAGGGUGAAAGGCUGUUUAUCGAUAUUUGAUCUGAUGGAUGACGACGGAUCAGCAAUGCCAAAACUGUGUAUAAGCUAUAACGACCCUGCUAUCAUAUUAAACACAAGUGGGACAACUGGACCAAGCAAAGGAGCCGUGUUGUCGCAUGGAGCCUUGAUGAUUAACGUGUUGUCCAUAACGAGUGGACUUUUUGACAAAGAAAAUCCGAAUUUGACUAUUACAAAAGCCACGCAUAUUUCGGGCUGCAUUUUCCCAGCCGUCGGGCUUAUCGAUGGAGCUCACGUCCUUGUUAUGCACACAAUUAAACCAGAAAAUGUUUUUGAAGCCAUCAAAACAUACCAGCCUCGACAUAUUUUCGCAUUUCCAGCAAUGCUAUUGGCCCUUGUCAACCACCCCCUUGUGUCACAGUAUGAUUUUUCUUGUUUACAGUGGGCAACUACUGGUGGUUCACCAUUGACAGGUGCAAUGGUCAGGAUAAUUCUAUCCCUUCCAAAUAUGAAGCAGGUUUUUAAUGUGAGACAAAAUAAACCGAUAAAUUCAUCUUGUUAACACAUUUAUUAUAUAGGACAAGUAUCAAAAUCACACAGUGGCCGCGGAAGUGUGGGGACAGAGGGAUAAUGUUAUAUAAACCCCUCCCUCCCCUAUCCACAAUGUUAAUGUUGCAAGAUGUCCCCACAGUUUCCGCGGCCACGGAAUUUAUACACGUGUUUGACAUACUUAAUACGCUUUUUAUACUUCAGAUUAUGGGCACGACUGAGGUGGGACUUAUCCUGAGUACAUUGAACUUUGAUACCAAAAAUGCACUACCUGCUUGGGAAAAUGCACUACAAGGACUACCCGAAAAUUCCGUGGGAAAGUUAAUGCCUGGAGUUUCUGCUCAAUUCAGGGAUUUGGAGACGGGGGAACAAAUUCUAGGUCCCAAUGAAUCUGGUGAACUGUGCGUAAAAUUCAAAGGAAUGUUCACCAGCUAUUAUAAAAAUCCAGUGGCCACAAAGAAUUCUAUGACUUCAGAUGGUUUCUAUAAGACGGGAGAUGUGGGAUAUUAUGACGAGAACGAAUUUGUGUACAUAGUGGAUAGAGCAAAGGAAAUCUUUAAAUAUUACGGGAAUCAUAUUUCACCAACGGAUAUCGAAAAUAUUAUUAACGACCAUCCCGCAGUCGGAGAAGUUUGUGUUGUGGGAGUCAGCGAUCCUGAUGGAGGUGGUUACAUUCCGCGAGCCUUUUGCGUUAUUUUGCCAGACUUUCAAUGCAGUGAGCAGGAAGUGCUAGAGUUUGCAAAUAGCCGAUUGCCGAAUUUUAAACAUGUUCGAGGAGGUGUCCACUUUCUCGAGCAACUUCCGAAAGGGAAAACCGGGAAGGUUUCUCGACAACUUGUGGAACAAAUACAAAUAGACUAAUCAAUCAUUCAUCAUACACAAAUACCGGGGGGCACUCAUAGUCAUAUCCCCAUAAAUUUCUUGAGGCCCUUCAAUAUAGCUCAUCGAACCGUUUGAUUUCGGGGUCUCGUUGUUUGGGGUGAGAAUGCUUCCAAACGCGUGUCUUCGUUUAAAGCUCGAGGUAGUUACACCCUCAUAUUACUCUGAAAAUAUGAAAAUUACAGAACCUGAUAUUUUUAAAAUAUUGCUCGUUGGUUUGGAUUAGUUAGCACGUUUCUAGAUUUUAUGUAUUGUCUGUCGUAUAACCUCCGCAAGCAAAAUGCGACAAGAUAAACAAGCAGAAAAGUACCCACGAUUAAAUAAUCAUUACAAUGACUUAU
Folsomia candida is the source of this 2083-nucleotide messenger RNA. Its product is annotated as probable 4-coumarate--CoA ligase 3. The record is from RefSeq and is a predicted model, not a curated record. Gene Ontology annotation, molecular function: CoA-ligase activity. The transcript is spliced from 13 exons. NCBI's taxonomy places the organism in Eukaryota, Metazoa, Arthropoda, Collembola, Entomobryomorpha, Isotomidae. Bases 945 to 1724 code for a protein of 259 amino acids.